GUUUUAGACACCAUGACGUCACCGCUGUAGACUCUGUCCACCCGAAAAGGAGUGUACAUACUAGUCUAAAUGCAUUAGGAUCCUAGCUGCCAGAGGGAUUUUAAACUCGACAGUAACGAUAACGCAUAGUGUUUUAGCCUACAUAUAUAUAUAUCCCUCUGAGGAAUUAAUCCUCAACGGCGACAUCUGCCGCGUCAAAUAACAUCUUUACGCAACGCUUCCUGUCGCCUGUCAAUGUCGCCUAGUGGAGCAGGGAUCAGAGUCUCUCUGCAAUUCAUUAUUUAUUUAUUUUUUGAAGGCGAAACUUUAGCCUAUUCCGGUUACUGAACGUUUGAAGACAUUUGGAACGUAGAGUUGAAAUAAUCCCAUUGGAACAUAAAGCUAUAACCGAAGUCGCAUCCUUUUGAGCGGGUUUCGACUCGAACUGAAACGCUUUGAAAACUCUGUGUUCUGCGUGGACGUUUGUUCCUGUCUCGCCCCAUUCCGCCUAGUCGCAGCAGAUGGAGGGUUGCUGAGAGCAGGGAAUGAGAUAAGCAUCUUUUCACUCGUCGAGGCAGCAUCCUAACGAACAGCUGCAGCAGCUCGCUCCCUCUCUCCAUCUCACUCUCUCCCGUACGCCGGAAAGAACGGAACGGAACACUAUUUUACCAACAAGGACCUUCCUUAUUCGGUAGAUUCAACGAAUUUUAUGAUUUGCAACCUAGCUUUAAAUUAUAUUUGCAUGGUUGUAACCUCGAUGAUGGUCUUGCUAUCGGCACCAAGGGGAGAGAUGUAAGCUGAUUCGUUGGAGGUGGGUUGUAGCGGUAGCAGCGCUGUGCUGACUGACAAAGCGACAGACCGACAGAGCGAGGAGAGCAGAGGAGCUGUCCAUAGACUGGUGGUGCUGAUGCGGCGGCUCUGAGAAAAGCAGAGAAACCGAGCAUGGCUGCUGGGAAGUUACUGCUCUACGCCGGCCUGUCCCUCUCUCUGUGCGCCCUAGGAAUGCUAGCGGUGGCAAUCUGUUCCGACCACUGGUACGAGACUGACGCGCGGAGGUAUCGGGAGCGCUGUCGGAGCUUCUCCAGCCGUAAGAACCCAGGCUUUAUCUACAUCCCCAACAACAGCCUACCUCUGCGGGCCAGCCGCUCCAGACUGGACCGCUGGGAGGACAAGCUGCUCCUAGCCCGGAACAGAAGGCAGCUGUUCGCUAUGUCCGCCGCGGACGAGUGUAGUAGGCAGUACAACUCCACCAACAUGGGACUGUGGAGCAAAUGCCACCGACUGGGCUUCGACCAGGACAUAGAAGACCUCAUUCGCAAAGGUUCCAUUGCCAGAUGUUCCUAUAUCAAAUACCACUACUCUUCAGCAACGAUACCCAAGAACCUCUCGUAUAACAUCACAAAGACCAUACGACAGGAUGAGUGGCACUCUUUGCACCUGCGGAGGAUGACAGCAGGCUUCAUGGGUAUGGCCAUAGCCAUCAUUCUGUUUGGCUGGGUGAUAGGUGUUCUAGGAUGCUGCUGGGAUAGAGGACUGAUGCAGUACGUGGCAGGAUUACUGUUCCUCAUGGGAGGCACCUUCUGUAUAAUCUCUCUCUGUACCUGCGUGGCGGGGAUCAACUUUGAGCUCUCCCGUUACCCUCGCUAUCUGUACGGCCUGCCAGACGACAUCGGCCAUGGCUACGGCUGGUCCAUGUUCUGCGCCUGGGGAGGUCUGGGGCUCACUCUCAUCGCUGGUUUCUUCUGCACCCUGGCUCCCUCCGUCCAGCCCCUCCCUCGAUCCACCUGCCCCAAGUCGAGGCAGGAGAACGGGACGGUCUGCUAGAGGGACUGGGAUGGAGGAUAGAGGACUGGAGGUCCAGUGUUAGAUAGAUAGCUAACUACACCUUUAACCACACAGGACAGCCAUAAGAAAAGAGAAUUUAACAAACAAAAUGGGACAAUGAGUUGACAAAUCCAUGCAUUCGUUUAAUUAAUUCAUCGACUAUCUGUCUUUUCCUGGCCACUUAAAGACAAUGUUUUGUUUGUUCUCUGUUUAAAGUAUGUUUCUGUGUGUAUAAAUAUGUUUAAAGUGUGUGUGUGUGUAUAAACAUGAUCUGGUUUCUUGAAAAACAGAUUAAAAAAACACAACGAACUGACAGAAAAAUCGAAUCAGCGGUCUGAAGUUGUGCUGGGGGGGGUUUGUAGUCGGGGAGUGGAUGUUGUGAUGCUUGAAAUGGAUGUACCAUGAAACGGCCUUCUCUACUGGGGGGGAACGAGAGGAACCUUUCGGUAAUGAACGAUGACAGACAGAUGGACAACAAGGGAUGGGAGUUAUAACAACGGGGGGGGGGGACGUAUUGGACAUUACACUUUUCAGCAGGAACAUUAAGUCUGAACCUCAGAGGAACUCAUCAUGGUGACCAGCCUCUAACCCAUCCACAACAAGGAGAAGAACUCAAACUAUAUUGUUACUAAGGGGCAGUGAAGGCUGCUGAGGGGAGGACGGCUCAUCAGAAUGGCUGGAACGGCGCAAAUGGAACGGAAACCGUGUAUUUGAUACCAUUUCACCUAUUUCCUCUCAAGCCAUUUCCCACGAGCCCGUCCUCCCCAAUUAAGGUGCCACCAACCUCCUGUGUCGAAGGGGUUAAUCAACACUAACUGAGAGGGGUCAAAGGUUGGAGUAUUAUAAACAGCACAUCCUGUUCUAAAGAGACACCUCAGCUUGUUGGAGACUUCCGAUUGGACUAGCUGUGUGUUCCUCAGAUCUACUCUGGGUCAUUGGACUAGCUGUGUGUUCCUCAGAUCCACUCUGGGUCAUUGGACUAGCUGUGUGUUCCUCAGAUCCACUCUGGGUCAUUGGACUAGCUGUGUGUUCCUCAGAUCCACUCUGGGUCAUUGGACUAGCUGUGUGUUCCUCAGAUCCACUCUGGGUCAUUGGACUAGCUGUGUGUUCCUCAGAUCUACUCUGGGUCAUUGGACUAGCUGUGUGUUCCUCAGAUCCACUCUGGGUCAUUGGACUAGCUGUGUGUUCCUCAGAUCCACUCUGGGUCAUUGGACUAGCUGUGUGUUCCUCAGAUCCACUCUGGGUCAUUGGACUAGCUGUGAGUUCCUCAGAUCCACUCUGGGUCAUUGGACUAGCUGUGUGUUCCUCAGAUCCACUCUGGGUCAUUGGACUAGCUGUGUGUUCCUCAGAUCUACUCUGGGUCAUUGGACUAGCUGUGUGUUCCUCAGAUCUACUCUGGGUCAUUGGACUAGCAGUGGGAGAAGGAUAGCACAUCACACGAUACAGGCUCUCUACCAUAUCUCUACUAUUGUACAAAACUACAGAAUAAUCAUUCCAGAGAAAUUACAGCCAGGAAAUUCCAUGUUGGAGCAUCGUCAUUCCCACCAGGGCGUCCUAGUUUGCAUCCCAAAUGGCUCCCGAUUCCCUCUGGGCUCUAGUCAACAGUAGUACAGUCGUGGCCAACAUUUUAGAGAAUGACACAAAUAUUAAUUUCCACAAAGUUUACCGCUUCAGUGUCUUUAAAUAUUUUUGUCAGAUGUUACAAUGGAAUACUGA
Messenger RNA from Salmo salar (Atlantic salmon), 3519 nucleotides. NCBI's taxonomy places the organism in Eukaryota, Metazoa, Chordata, Actinopteri, Salmoniformes, Salmonidae. The record is from RefSeq and is a predicted model, not a curated record.